AAUUUACCGGGACACGAAUGCUGUUCCUAAGUCCUCGCCCAUCACCCACCACGAGCCGUCCACCUCCCAGGAGCACUACACACGACUGUAAUUAGAGGCGCGCAGACCCGGGCCGCCUAGGUCCUGGCUCCUGGGACUACCGCACCCAUUUCCCCCCCGCAUCUCUCUGGGCUCCUGCCGAAACCUUUGGUCUACCAGCGUGUCUCUGCUUCCACCUAUCCCUUCUCUCCUGUUCCUCGCUAGGACCACGCAAGCCGCACGCCAGCUCUCCGGACCAGAAUCUCACCACCACCGCUACCAGCGCUACCACCACCACCUCGCAUCCCGCAUCCCCUCUCGGCUCGACCCCCAUUCCUCCGCCCCCACCUCAGGCCCCGCCCUGCGCCACUCCCUCCCCUCACCCCUGCGGCGCGGCUCGCUGCCGCGGUGUCCUGGCAGGGCGCUGAGGUGUGUCGCCGACGGGUGUCGCAGGGCGUGUCACGAGGUGAGUGGGGAGACAGAGGCCGCGAGCCUGAGCACCAAGGGCGCGCGGUGCUCCUCACCCCUCCCCCUCGCUGCCGGCCGGCGGUUCCUGGGAAGAUGGCGGAUCGCGCGGAGAUGUUUUCUCUCUCCACCUUUCACUCGCUGUCGCCUCCCGGCUGCAGGCCUCCCCAGGACAUAAGCCUGGAAGAAUUUGAUGAUGAAGACCUGUCUGAGAUCACGGACGACUGUGGCCUGGGCCUUAGCUACGACUCGGACCACUGCGAGAAGGACAGUCUCUCCCUGGGUCGCUCAGAGCAGCCACACCCUAUCUGUUCCUUCCAAGAUGACUUCCAGGAGUUUGAGAUGAUCGACGACAACGAGGAGGAGGAAGAUGAGGAGGAGGAGGAAGAGGAGGAAGAGGAGGAAGAAGGCGAUGGGGAGGGCAAAGCAGGUGGAGGAUCGGGUUCACAGGCACUUGCUGGAGAGUCCCUCAUUCCCUCUCCUUCCCUAGAGGAGUCCCACAAGCUCCGACCCACCACUCUCCACCUGACUACACUUGGAGCACAGGACUCCCUGAACAACAACAACGGAGGUUUUACCUCUGCACCCCCGUCCUCCUGGCAGGAGACAGUGCUGCGUUCGCCAGCCCAGGAAUCCCUUAAAGAGCUGCCAGCCCCUCUCCUGCCAGCAGAAGAGGAGCACCAUGAGGUACAGUCCCUUGCACGCCCAGGUUGUGACUGUGAAGGGAACCAGCCACCAGAGCCACCAGCAUCAGGUGGGGCCUCCCCGUCCUCUGAUCCUGGUAUUGAGGCUGACUUGAGAAGUCACUCUAGUGGAGGCCACGAGGGUCGGCGAAGCAGCCAGGAGCUCUCAUCACCAGGCUCGGACUCUGAGGAUGCAGGCGGCGCACGCCUUGGGCGCAUGAUCUCGUCCAUUUCUGAGACAGAGCUGGAGCUGAGCAGCGACGGUGGCAGCAGCAGUGGUCGCUCAUCACACCUCACCAACUCUAUCGAGGAAGCGUCAUCUCCAGCCUCAGAGCCUGAGCCGGAGCCGGAGCCCCUACAUGAACCUCCCCGCCGCCCUGCCUUCCUGCCUGUGGGCCAGGAUGACACCAAUAGCGAAUAUGAGUCGGGCUCUGAGUCUGAACCUGACCUGAGCGAGGAUGCUGACUCGCCCUGGCUGCUCAGCAACCUGGUGAGCCGCAUGAUCUCUGAGGGCUCCUCGCCCAUUCGUUGCCCUGGCCAGUGCUUAUCUCCUGCACCACGCCAGCCAGAAGAGGCGGUGUCACAGGCCAACCCGGUACCCCAGGACUGCCAAGACCCUGAGGCAGUAGCAGGGCCCCACGUGGAGCUGGUAGACAUGGACACCCUUUGUGGGCCACCUCCGCCGGCCCCUGCAGCACCGCGGCUCGGUCCAGCGCAGCCUGGGCCCUGCCUUUUCCUUAGUAACCCAACACGGGAUACCAUCACUCCGCUUUGGGCCACUCCGGGACGCACUGCCCGCCCUGGCCGCUCCUGCUCUGCUGCCUGCUCGGAGGAGGAGGAGGAUGACGAGGAAGAGGAUGAGGAGGAUGAGCAGGAUGCUGAGGAUAGCGUGGUCCCCCCUGGCUCCAGGACUACAGGCCCUACUGCGCCGCUGGAUGCCUCGCUGGUGUACGAUGCAGUUAAAUACACACUAGUGGUGGAUGAGCACACGCAGCUAGAGCUGGUGAGCCUGCGGCGCUGUGCAGGCCUGGGCAACGACAGUGAAGAGGACAGCAGCUGCGAGGCCAGUGAGGAAGAGGUGGGAGCUACAUUUCUAGGCAGCGACCAGGUGCCAGAGGAUGCCUCUCCUGACAGUCCCGACCUCACUUUCUCCAAGAAGUUCCUCAACGUCUUUGUCAACAGCACAUCUCGAUCCUCUAGCACUGAGUCCUUUGGUCUUUUUUCCUGUGUGGUCAAUGGGGAGGAGAGAGAGCAAACACACCGGGCUGUCUUCAGGUUCAUCCCUCGACAUCCAGAUGAGCUAGAACUGGAUGUGGACGACCCGGUGUUGGUGGAAGCCGAAGAGGAUGACUUUUGGUUUCGUGGCUUCAACAUGCGCACCGGCGAGCGUGGCGUGUUCCCUGCCUUCUAUGCCCAUGCGGUACCUGGUCCUGCCAAGGACCUGCUGGGGAGCAAGCGGAGCCCUUGCUGGGUGGAUCGCUUCGAUGUGCAGUUCUUGGGCUCCGUGGAGGUGCCAUGUCACCAGGGCAACGGUAUCCUGUGUGCAGCCAUGCAAAAGAUUGCCACAGCCCGGAAACUAACGGUCCACCUGCGCCCUCCUGCCUCUUGUGACCUUGAGAUCUCUCUGCGGGGGGUCAAGCUGAGUCUGAGUGGAGGAGGACCUGAGUUCCAGCGUUGCAGCCACUUCUUCCAGAUGAAGAACAUCUCAUUCUGUGGCUGUCAUCCCCGAAACAGCUGCUAUUUUGGCUUCAUCACCAAGCACCCGCUGCUAAGCCGCUUUGCCUGCCACGUCUUUGUGUCCCAGGAGUCUAUGAGACCAGUGGCGCGGAGUGUGGGCCGGGCCUUCCUGGAGUACUACCAGGAGCACCUAGCGUUUGCCUGCCCCACAGAGGAUAUCUACCUGGAGUAGCACCCACCUCCCUCUGCUCCCGUCUACACGGCUCUGGGUAUCUCAAGGCCACCAUGGCUUGAGCAAGGACUGGAUCGGGGACAUUUGGAACCUUACGUUAUGGGAGUCUCUGGGCUGGGAACUUUUCUCCUUUAUCCCCAGGUCGUGGCUUUUGGGAGCUGUUGGGGAGAGGAGCCUCAGCAGCCAUAUUUUUCUUCCGAUGCAUCUUUUCCUCUCUUGUCCUCACUUGGCCCAUUCCUCCGACUGCCUUUCCUCUGUCUCUCGUCCCCUUUCUGUGCCUGUAGACCUUGCUCUUUGCUCUCUCUUUUGGAGGUAGAACCUGAGGGAGGGGAGUAGGCUCAAGGUAACUGGUGAAGUCAGGUUCCCCCAGUGGUUCCCUCCUGCCCUUCCUUCUCUUGUGAUUUAUAAAUGAAUUUUAAUUUUUAUAGUGAAUCUCAAGGGAUCAUCCCACCUUUGACCACAGGAAGGGAUCCUAGCCCCCAAACUCACAAGGAGCUCGGGAAGGAGGGGAAGGGGUUUCUAAGAGAACCUUAGGGUAACUAGGUGGUUCUUGAUGCUCACCCAAAGCCCCCAAUGCUGCUAGGAGGAGUGCACCCCCAAAGGGUGCCCCCCACAGGUCAUCUGCUUUUGCCGCUAACACCCCUUCAGUCCAGCGAGUGAGUAUCUGCCCUGCGUGCGCCACCUGCUGUGUACGUGGGCCCCCGCCCACGGCAUCAAUAAACUCUGCUUGGUGUGACCCUGGCUGUUUUUAAAGGUGGUGCCCAGGUGGGGUCCAGGUCUCAGGUACUGCCUGUGAUAAUGGAAAGGGAGAACCCAGGGUGAGGGGGUUAUGGGAGGAGCCUCCGGUGCUUUCUGAAGUCAUGUUGUGGGUGGAUCACUGCAUGCUGUGCUAGAGCCUUGCAGAAGGUGGUGUCUGGAGGCACCUCACAGACAUCUACUGCAAACAUACUUGAUUUCCUGCAGAGAUAGCCCAGGUAUGAAAGCACUGGCCGCAUACCCUGUGUCUUUCCCAUUUGGAGUAUGGGGAGAGGCGUGGGUCAGAUCAUGGUGGUGGUGGUGGUGGUGGUGUGUGUGUGUGCCUCAAACAACUUGAGAAACAAUGUCUGUAUCUCAAAAUGUCUCAAAAAUUGGUAUUUUUAAAAAGUCUUACACAGUAAGCCAGAAUAAAAUAAGUGACUUUUUUUUUUUUUGGGGAAAAAAAAAAAGGUGACCUUAGAUCCUCACCAAGAUUCUCUCCUGGGACCCCUGAGUGACUCCAACAUCAGGGGAAUGAUCCUUAUGAUAGUAGGUGGCCCCUGACCUUAAGCAGAACUACAGGAAGAGAAGAAGUGAAGGUUGUGAGCCACACAGUGAACAAAGGGAUGCUUGGACAGUUUGCUACAUAAAAAUAAAAAACCCUUGUCUUAGCCUGGCAUGGUAGCACAUACUUAACAUCCAAAAAUUCUGGAGGCUGAGACAGGAUGACUGUGAACUUAAGGCCAACCUAGGCUAUCUGAUGUAAUCCUGUCCCUCCUCCCCUCCCCACAAAAGAGUAGUAACUAUAAAAAUCAUCUUUACUUAAAGGUUACUUCAGUGUGCCAACAAACAAAGAAAUAUUCACAGUUUUAUGUGAAUAUCAGGGACGAAGACCAGCUGCUGUGGAAUUGUCAAUGUUUAGCUCAUGUGCCUGGGACAUCCCAUGUAGCCAGGAAAAUCUGUAAUUAUCUUUCUGCUACUUAGCAAUGCUGUAAUGAGGCAGAGAGCCACUUGGGGGCGGUAUGAAACCUGUACCCCUGUGCUGGGAGAUGGAGGCGUGGCCUCCAGACCUAUACAGCUUUGCAGCAGAGACCAUUCCACCCUCCAGUUCUGUAUCCUUUCUGCCCUGUUUCCCUCCAAGGGCCCGGCCUUCCUCCCCUGGCCCUCUAUGCUUCUUUGGUUUUUUAUAUGGUUAGCAUUUUUCCUCCUGGCUGGCAAUUAGGACAGCUGUGGGACAUGCUUGGUGGCCUUCCCUUGCUGCUUUCCUCCUACCUCUCUGGUUGCCCCACAAGCCUUGUCCUGUCCUGGGUUCUUCCUUACUGGCUUCAAGGCAGGCAAGCACAAGGAAUAGUUUAGCAAACUGGGACUCCGCUUGGUCUAGGCUACACACCUUUUCUAAUAAUGCACUCUGACAUCCUCACCUGCAUGCACUAUGCACAUACACCCCUCUCCAAACAGUGUACCCAGCAGCCUUUUGGCAAUCUAGGACCCCCACCUGCACCGAGACACACAGAUAGCCCACUCUGAAAAGUGGGACAAGCUUCUCCUUCCCUUAAGGAUUACUCAUCUUUAGAUCCUAUCCUGUCAUAUUACAGUUAUGUCUAAUAUCAAAAUAAGGAGACUGGUUUGAUGUGAACUGGAUUGGGGUACAUGU
Mastomys coucha (southern multimammate mouse) is the source of this 5464-nucleotide messenger RNA. RefSeq names its product mitogen-activated protein kinase 8 interacting protein 2 (gene Mapk8ip2). Gene Ontology annotation, biological process: regulation of JNK cascade. The transcript is spliced from 12 exons. Bases 580 to 3075 code for a protein of 831 amino acids. Lineage: Eukaryota; Metazoa; Chordata; Mammalia; Rodentia; Muridae. The record is from RefSeq and is a predicted model, not a curated record. Gene Ontology annotation, cellular component: cytoplasm. Gene Ontology annotation, molecular function: protein binding.